UCGUCAAGGGCGGCUGCUUUCCCCUGCUCCAAGAUUCAAACUUCGCAGCAUUAAACUAACCAUGGCGGCCAUUCUCGAGAAACCCAUCUCGCAUUUGUUUAAAUACGAGGGAUCCCGGCUCGACUGCAUUGUUCAAGACGAAGAGAAAACCAAAUCAUGGCUAAGUUGAAGCUCAUCGUCUCCACCGCGAGCCUGUUCUGCACGAGGAUCGAGUGGGCUCUGAAACUGAAGGGCCUCGAGUACGAGCUCAUCGUUGAAGACUUUAAGCAGGGGAAGAGCGAACUGCUUCUGAAGUCGAACCCCGUGCACAAGAAGGUCCCGGUGCUGUUGGACGAUGGAGUCGCGAUUGCAGAGUCGAAGGUGAUUCUGGAGUACAUCGAUGAGAAGUGGAAGGGAGGCGAUUUUUGCCCGUUGUUGCCUCAAGAACCUUAUGACAGAGCUCAAGCUCGUUUCUGGGCUCAGUUUGCUGAUGAAAAGUGUGUCUUCGGCGUUUGGGGAGCCUGUUGUGCCGAAGAUGGGCAAGAAAAGGAGAAAGCAGUGGAGACUGCAUUAGAGUCUUUUGCAUAUCUCGAGAAGCAGAUUGAGGGGAAGAAGUUCUUCGGGAGAGAAAUAGGCUAUUUGGAUCUUAUGGCCGGUUGGAUCCCGCAUUUCCUCGGCGUCUUGGAAGAAGCUGGAGGCAUGAAGAUAAUUGAUGCUGAGAGGUUCCCAUCCCUUCAUGAAUGGGCUCAAAACUUCAACGAAGUCCCGUUGAUUAAGGAAUGCCUUCCACCAAGAGAUAUGCUGCUUAACUAUAUAACUGCUAGCCUAAGCAAGCUGCGUUCCUUAGCAGCGAACAAGCCAUAAAAUACACCCUUCAUUUAGAUUGGUGGAGUUGGAGUUGGACAAGGCGAGAUGUUUUUCCCUCAAAAGUGUUUCUCGUGUAUUUUUGCUUUCUUAUCCUCUAUAAUACUUGUAACCUUCUAAUAUAGUGCAAUAAUAUGCUUAUUCUGUUUGUGACUUUAA
Messenger RNA from Eucalyptus grandis, 1002 nucleotides. RefSeq names its product glutathione transferase GST 23. Lineage: Eukaryota; Viridiplantae; Streptophyta; Magnoliopsida; Myrtales; Myrtaceae. Gene Ontology annotation, biological process: glutathione metabolic process. Gene Ontology annotation, molecular function: glutathione transferase activity. The record is from RefSeq and is a predicted model, not a curated record. Gene Ontology annotation, cellular component: cytoplasm.